AUUAAUGAAAUUCAUUUAAUUUCUGAACCUAUAUGUGAUCUUCGAACUCUUCAAAGAUUCGGAAAUCUUCAAAAAUUAACAUUAGUUGGUAUCUUUUUGAACAACAUAAAUUUCCAAGAAAUAGACUCAACAACACUUGUUUAUCUGACCAUUGGACUACAUAGGAAUAUACACAGAAACCUUCUUCUAUUUAAUAAACUUGUUAAUUUGGAGUAUAUCGACUUAACGAUGGGUAUUGACUAUGAUGCGGACAACAUCUCAACAAAAGAACUUGAGACUAUUUUUUGUACAUGCAAAAAUUUAAAAUAUCUUGAUAUUCCACGAGGUUGUUAUAGUGUGGCUAAAAUUCCUCUUGAGAGAUGGAUAAACUUUCAAAAUUUACAACAUCUUGGAAUUUCUUGUUAUUUAAUGCCUGACUUAGCAAAUACAAUUGUUAAAUAUUGCAAGAAUUUAAAGCAUUUGAGAAUACCUAAUUACUAUGAAAAUAAUACGUAUUCUUUAAAAAAGUUAACAGAGUUGGAUAAUCUUGAAUGUUUAAUAUUGGAUAGUCCGAAUUAUCUCCGUGAGGAUUCAAUAAUCGCAAUUACAGACAAUUGUAAAAAACUUGAACGUUUAGAAAUUCCUGAUUGCAUUAUACAACCAGUUAUUGAUGAUGUCCCACUGUUUUCUCCAUCUGUUCUUGAUGAUUUAUCAAAAUUGCAAUAUCUUGAACAUCUAAAUUUACGUGGAGCAAUCAAUCUUGAAGAUAGUACAAUUAUUGCUAUUGCUAAUAAUUGUAAAAACCUAAAAAAAUUAGAUAUCCGAAAUUGCGAAACUAUCACUAAAACAGCUCUUGUUGCUUUAACAAACUUGAAAAAUUUACAAAUACUUGAUGUAAGUUAUCUUGAUAAUAUAAUUACCAACAGCUUCAUUAUCAAAUUGAAAGGCUUAAAAGAAUUGAAUUGUUCUUUUUGCCAGAAACUUACUAAUUCUGGUAUAAUUCAAUUUAUAAAAAAUAAUCCUGAUCUUGAAAUGAUCAGCGUCUGGGGUAUAGAUAAUAUAACAACUGAUAUGGUUAUUGCUGCUGAUCAGGCAACUAAAAAUCGUACAAAUGGUAUAAUUCUACACAUACGAGUAUCUAACCAGUCAAAAAUACAAACAUCUAAGUCAAAAAUUAAAUCUCAAUGGUUAGUUGUUGGAUCUACACGUUAAUAUUUUUGUAAAACUAAGUUUAGAAAUAAAUAUACUUUCUUGAAUAAUUUUUGUAUGGAAAAAUUAUUUCCACUUUAAAUGGUACGUAUGUAAUUAAAGCUUUAA
Aphidius gifuensis is the source of this 1296-nucleotide messenger RNA. Its product is annotated as F-box/LRR-repeat protein 2-like. NCBI's taxonomy places the organism in Eukaryota, Metazoa, Arthropoda, Insecta, Hymenoptera, Braconidae. Bases 229 to 1191 code for a protein of 320 amino acids. The transcript is spliced from 2 exons. Gene Ontology annotation, cellular component: SCF ubiquitin ligase complex. The record is from RefSeq and is a predicted model, not a curated record. Gene Ontology annotation, biological process: SCF-dependent proteasomal ubiquitin-dependent protein catabolic process.